This is a messenger RNA of Calliphora vicina (urban bluebottle blowfly), 822 nucleotides long. RefSeq names its product trypsin beta-like. The record is from RefSeq and is a predicted model, not a curated record. Gene Ontology annotation, biological process: proteolysis. Lineage: Eukaryota; Metazoa; Arthropoda; Insecta; Diptera; Calliphoridae. The transcript has a single exon. Gene Ontology annotation, molecular function: serine-type endopeptidase activity. Bases 34 to 822 code for a protein of 262 amino acids.
UGAUAGUAUUAGUUUAACGCUGGUAAUUCAAAGAUGUUGGUUAUCACGAAUUGCAAAUAUCUGAUUGUAAUAAUAUCAAUACUUCUAGCAUGCCUACCAGAGGCAAAUUCACGUCGCUCUAGUGAUCCUCGUAUAGUCGGCGGUGUUGAAACAACCAUUGGUCAUGUACCGUAUUUAAUAAAUCUACGACGAGAUGGACUAUUUUCUUGUGGCGGUUCAUUGAUCACCAGAAAAUGUGUUCUUACAGCUGCCCACUGUGUUAAUGGAGUACCUGCAUCAAGUUUAACCAUCAAUGCUGGAACUUCCAAACUAACAGAUCCCGGAGAAAUGCGUCAGGUGGAGGAAUCGUUUGUAUCAUCAGCUUAUUCCCCCAACACACUUGACAUGGAUGUAGCUGUUCUGAAGUUAAAUGAACCUGUAAUGGGUCCUAACAUUGCCACAAUACCACUCUGCUCCAAACGUCCAGACAGCAAUCAAUUUGUACGUGUUUCUGGUUGGGGUGUAACAAGUGAAAGCAGUCUAAUACCUCCGAAUCAAGUGCGCACUGUUAGAGUGCAAGUAAUUUCAAGAGAAAAUUGCCAAAACCAAUAUGCCGGUAAGGCAUUAAUAUCAAGUACAAUGUUUUGUGCAUCUGUGCCAGGUGAACGCGAUUCUUGUUCUGGCGAUUCGGGAGGUCCUGUGGUCUACAAUGGUCAAGUUUGUGGCAUUGUUUCGUGGGGAUUUGGUUGUGGCAGACGAGAAUUUCCUGGAGUAUAUACAAAUGUAGCAAGUUCUAGAAUAAAUGCAUUUGUGAGAACAACAGUUAUCCAGCAUUGUAUGUAG